Messenger RNA from Penaeus indicus, 1296 nucleotides. Its product is annotated as discoidin domain-containing receptor A-like. The transcript is spliced from 5 exons. Lineage: Eukaryota; Metazoa; Arthropoda; Malacostraca; Decapoda; Penaeidae. The record is from RefSeq and is a predicted model, not a curated record. The coding region runs from base 619 to 1296 and encodes 225 amino acids.
ACCAAAUGAAUAAACCCGAAUCAAAAGUCUUAAAGAAACGAUACGUGAGAUAAGAAAACGUGAGAGACAAAACAAAACCUAAAAAAAGAAGAAAGAAAAGAGAGAGAGAGAGAAACAAUACUUGAUACAGGGAAAAUCAGUGAAAUAAGGAGAAUUGCCUAAGAUGACCGGGGCAAGAGAGGCUCUCCCUUGAGACGUGGAAGCUUCGAGAAUCCCAAGGAGGAGGAUGGCAUUGAGGAGGAGCUGCGAUCACGCCCGACCAUGCCCUCCCCUGGCGCCGCCCCUUCUGUCUGCAGGAUUCACGCCCAUUCACGUCCUCGGUGGGGACAUGUCUGACUACUAGUGGGCUGAGGAGAGAGAGAGAGAGAGAGAGAGAGAGAGAGAGGGAAAGAAGAGAAAGGAAAGGAGAGAUAAAAAGCCUCGGCGAAUCAUCCCGAUAACGAGAGAGAAGAAGAGAGAAAAUCGAAUAAAGGACUGGAGGAGAGAGAGAGAGAGAGAGAGAGGGAGAGAGAGAAAGGCGAGUGCGAAGACCCCAAAAUAAAAUACGAGAAAGGAAGACGGCAAGAGAAGGGGAGAGAAAGAAGCGAGAGAGAGAGGGCCGCUGCCUGAGAGGGGACCAUGGCUCAGAAGGGUCAAGCAUGGCCGCCGGUGACGGGAUUCCUGCUCGUGCUCCUCUCCUUCUUCGCGGCUCCUCCUCGCCCUCUCCGCGCCCCCUGCGUCGCCCUCGGCCUCCUGCUCCUCCUGGGCCACAAGGGCGUCGCCGGACUCUGGACAGAGGACUGCGACCGCCCCCUCGGGAUGGAGUCCAGCGACAUCCCCAACGAAGCCAUCUCGGCGUCUUCAUCUCAUGACAUCAUCGUGGGACCUCAUAAUGCCAGACUGAACGUGGACCAGAACGGCGGCGCGUGGUGCCCCAAGGUGCCGGUGGACACCAACUCGCGGGAGUACCUGCAGGUGGACCUGGGCUCCGUGCACGUGAUCACGGCGACGGCGACGCAGGGGCGCUUCGCCAACAUGAAGGGCAUGGAGUACACGGAGGCGUACAGGCUGGAGUACAAGCGGCCCGGCCUGCCCGACUUCCGCACCUACAUCAGCAACGGCAACGAGGCACUCCGAAUCGCCUCCGAGUCAGAAAGAGUCAUUCUGGGAUUCGAAAUUAGGAGGAAAUUUCACGGUCGCUCACUGACUCUGAGUCGGGGGGUGAGUCGCUGGGGGCUCAGGGUGACUCGAGAAGGACUCAUUCUCUUCGCUGGCCUCCGAGUCGAGUCAAAAUCACAAGGCACGCAGAAGAGGUGA